Etheostoma cragini (Arkansas darter) is the source of this 2397-nucleotide messenger RNA. RefSeq names its product cytoskeleton-associated protein 4-like. The record is from RefSeq and is a predicted model, not a curated record. The transcript has 2 exons. NCBI's taxonomy places the organism in Eukaryota, Metazoa, Chordata, Actinopteri, Perciformes, Percidae. The coding region runs from base 158 to 1696 and encodes 512 amino acids.
AACAAAAAAAGCUCCCGUGGAAAGACACGACGCGCCCGCUGAUACGCUGCUGGUCCAGUUAGUGGGCCUGGACUGGAAACAUCCUCCAUCCAUCCACGACUGCAAAACCAGCAGCUCUCACAUCACACACAGUUAUCUCAGCGAGCUCCCAUUCACGAUGACUACGAAAAGCCGAAACAAGAACAGCUCGAGCGAGAAGAGCGCCGCAUCCAGCCAAGAUGAUGCGUUGAAGAAAAGCCAAAAGAGCACCAGUAACGGGCUGAGUGACCCCGGACCUCAGGGGCCACGAUCGGGCAGCUGCCUCGGUCUACUUGCGACCACUGUUUUUUAUAUCGCGUUAAUAGGUGCAGCAGGGUUUGCUGCUUUUUAUUUCCAGCAAGUUGUGGAGGAAAUGCGACAGACAAACGCCAGGCACGAGGAGAGCGCACGGCAAAACGCGGAGCUGAGCGGAAAAAUGGAGAGUGUCCUUCAACAGGUGGAGUCUUUGAGUAGUGUUGUGGACGGGCUGGAGUCAUCGCUAGGGGUUACAAGGGUGGAGAUGGAGGGGGCCAUCAGCCGAAUGAAGCGGGGCGAGGUGGAGACGAGGAGGGUGGAGGAGGCCCUACAGAGGCUCCAGAAUGAUCUACUUAGGGACCUUUCAGAGGGCAUCAAGGAGGUAAAGGAGGCCCGAGAGAGGGACUUUUCUUCUCUGGAGACGACUGUGGAGGAGCGCCUGGCUGAAGUGAGUCAGUCCAUCACAGCCAGCGUGGCCGAGUUCACCGAAGCUCAGGGCGAAACGCAGAGCCAGCUGGCUGAUGUCAAGGCCCGCCUGGGGGACAUGGCAGAGCCUACGCUCCUCAAACAGGAGCUCUCUGCCAUUGUGGAUGUUGUGGCUGAAAUGAAAACAGCCAAAGAAGAAGCUGAUGGCUCAGCGGAUUCCUUCAGGGAGCAGGUAGGUGCGGUGAGGUCAGAGCUCCACACCCGUAACCAGGAAGUAGUCUCGCUGUCCCAGGAAGUUGAAACAGUGAGGUUAGUCUUGCAAGAGGCUAUUGGAAAUCUGAGGCAGUCCCUGUCUGAAGCAGAGGCCGAUGUCAAGGCUCUGAAGGACACAAGCAUGACACUGGAGAGCGGCGUGGAGCAGGCCGCCAAUGCUGCUGGUCACGCGGAGGAGGUGGUCAACGCAGCGGUCGCUCAAUUCCAAAAAAGAACAGACGACCUGGAAGCCAGAGUUAAAACAUCGGAGGAGAGCGGAGAUUCACUGUCAGCAUCAGUAUCAGACAUCACCUCCAAAAUUGAAUCUCUAUUCGCCAAAUACGACACCCAUGAAAGCACUCUGACCGCACAGGGGCAGGCCGUGGAGAAUGUCAAAACUGACGUGGAGCAGAAGAUGGAGGAACUGAAAAGCAGUUUUAGGGAGCUUGAGUCCAACAUGGCUGCUCUGGGCGGUGCCCAGACCGAGCUACUGCCCAAGGACUCCAGCCUGGAUGAGCAGGUGGUGGACUUGGAGAAUAGGCUCACUGCUCUGGAGGACAGCAGCAGCAGCAUGAAGCCAGAGCAGCUACAGAGCUUAAGAAGCAUGGUAGAUGGCUUGGAAAGCAAAGCAGCCAAGCUAGAAGGCCACGAUCAGGCUAUUUCCGCUCUUCAGAAAGCUCUGCAGGAGACUACACAGACACUGGCGGGUUUAUCUCUUGACAAGAAGGAAAUGAAGGGAGUUUGAGUUAGCAAUGUCACAUCAGGACACCCAAACAGAUUCCCAAAGGGUGACCGUAACCCACUUACUGUUUUCGUGCUGCUGAUCUGUGAAUUCCAAUCCACAUUCAUUCUGCACUGUAGUUAUUUUUGUCCCAAAUGUUUUGUUUAAAUUUCUGUGCCAAGGCGGUUUCCUUUUAUAAAAAACAAACACGCUAAUGCAAUAAUACGCUCUUUUGGAGCACUUCUUUGUUUACACACUAGUAUGUGUUUUUUACAAGAAUAAAACUCUUCGUGGUGUAAACUAUGAUGUGUUGUUUACAUGGGUAAUACAGUGAUUGUAUUGGGUGGAAGUGAACCUUGAUAGGUGUGAAGGGCUGCUUUAAUCAAUUAGGAAUUCCAUCUUGAUUAAGUAUUUCAUGUUUCUUUGAGUUGAACAAACAAUCCUCUCACAUAAAGCACAAUUUAUUAAGCAGCACCACAUUAUUUAAAACCUGUAACAAAGCAUGUUAUCCAUGUAAAACUUUAAUAUGGCUGGGUUGGCUCAGUUAGUAGAGCAGGCGCACACAUUUACAUAGAGGUCUAGGCCUCCAUGCAGAGGUCCGGGGUUUGAGUCCAACCUGUGACGAUUUCCUGCAUGUCGUCCCCCUUUCUCACCUAGCUGUCCUGUCUAUUAAAAAGGUGGAAAAGCCCCCCCAAAAUACAAAAAAUAAAUAAAAUAAUACCUUU